UAUAUGGUUGGGUGAGGAGGAACAAGCCGAUGAGAUUCAAGCAUCUAGCCUUUAUCCUACUGAUGCUGGUGGGAAUAUGGGUGGUCACUUGUGAAGGUGGAGAAAUUAAGAACCCUGAAGAAUGGGAUGUGAGGCUCACUGGUAGCAACUCCAGAUGUUUUGGAUGGCUGGAAAUUUUUCACGAAGACAAAUGGAAGAAAAUAAAUGGCAGUAGUUGGAAGCAGCAGAAUGCAGAAGUUGCAUGUAAAAACCUUAACUGUGGUCCCCUUUUGAGCACACUGAAUCAGACUUCUGCAACACUACUGAAGCAAGAAGUUUGCUUGAUAAUAAGCUGCCAGGGAAAUGAGAUGGCCCUGAAAGACUGCAAACCACAUAAAUAUAACUGCACGCAACAUCUGAACUUAGCCAUACUUUGCCAAGAUCCCAUUAAAACAUCCUCUGAAUCGCCCCCAACACCAGCACUGUUGGUGACCUCCCCAAAGAUUCCUGAGCCUCCAAGGACAAGACUAGAAGCUGUAACCUCAUUGUGCUCCAGGACAACAAGGCAGCACUUAGGAGACCAUCAGGAAAUGGUCUGCCUCAGUUUACAAAGAGGGUGGACAAAACUGGCUCCCAAAUUCUGCCAGGAAGCAGACUGUGAUGAUUCAAUAGAAGUAACAAACCAGGGGAAGAUGCAGCAGCCUGAGAAGUGGGCAAAGGUGAAGUGUGAAAAAAUGAACCUUAGCUUGGAGUGCUUGAACAGAAGCAAGGAAUGCUUGAGUAUAAGCUUAAUUAAAUGUUCAGGUCAAGAUGCUGAAGCUGUGUCUUAUACAGAAAACAUAUUGAAAAUCCUCUUAAUCCUUGUCCUUACAGCAGUUGUCCUGUUUAUUUGUGUACCUCUUAUCUGUAAAAAACUAGCAAAGAAAUAUUCCAGGAAGAAGGAACACCAGUGGAUUGGUCCAAAUGGAAUGAACCAAAAUGUUUCAUUCUAUCGCAAAAGCUCCUCAGCUUUCCAGCCACGACCUGAAAGCCAAGGAAUUCAGGAUGAAGAGAAAGGCUAUCUCCAAACCCUCAAGAAAAAUUCUUACCUCUCACCUUAUCCAGCUCUGGAAGGGGCAACCCACAGAUCUUCCAACCCCUUAGACUACUCCUCGGACAGCGACUAUGACUUAUGUUCUGCACGGCAACUAUAAAAUCUUCCCAACAGGCACAGGCAGAAUUCAAUAAAAGAAAAAAUGGAUGAGGAGAAGAGAUUUAAUAAAAUUCCAGGUUUUUCCCCUAGUCACCGUGAAUACCAAUUGCAACCUAUUUUCACGAUCUUCAACAUGAACGUUAUACAUUCUUCUUUGCCUUCACACUGAGAAGGGCAGCCCAAUCCUCAACCUGAGGCAGCCGGGGACGGCACCACUGCCACGCCACACCAUUGCCUCCAGAGGGCUUUCUGGCAGUACAGGAAGGCAGGGAAAGCAAAAAUAAGCUCCCAUUGCCAGAAAGCCCUCUACAGGGGUAAAUGGAUGUCUUACCUUUUGGGCGGCAUCACUCUGAGCCCCAGCCCGCAGUAUACCUGGCUGCAAAGUCUGGGUGGCAUUGCCCACGGAAACACCUCGGCCCACCCCACCCCCUGCUCUCUCAUUCAGUUGGGAUUUCAGCUUUCUCCUGCAACGGCCUCGACUUCCAGGUUUCGCCAUAAGGAACCUGAGGGUGUGCUGGCUGCCAUCACCUUUGCACCUUUUGUUGGCAGGGGGUGCCCCUUGCACUAGCAGAGAUGACAAAGGCAUCGAUGCAGCCCUACACCAGCUCCAUUAGUCAAUUUGGCCCCCAUAGAAUUGCACUCUUAGUAUAUCUAUCCCCCACUCACCUCAAUGAUCACCAAAAAGAAGAUUUUUUUUCAUGUCCAAGCAAACUUCAAACAGAAACAGCUCACCACCGGAAAAAUAUUUCUACCAUACAUCAAGGGAAUCACAGAUCAAAUAGGAAAAUUGAUGAAAAAGCAUUACCUACAGACCAUCUUCAAACC
Messenger RNA from Sphaerodactylus townsendi, 1996 nucleotides. RefSeq names its product CD5 molecule (gene CD5). The record is from RefSeq and is a predicted model, not a curated record. Lineage: Eukaryota; Metazoa; Chordata; Lepidosauria; Squamata; Sphaerodactylidae. The transcript has 10 exons. Gene Ontology annotation, cellular component: plasma membrane. Bases 30 to 1172 code for a protein of 380 amino acids. Gene Ontology annotation, biological process: T cell costimulation.